AUGGAGGAAAGUACAGCUGCAGAGCACGAAGAGGAGAAGAUAUUACACAGAUUACAACCAAAACCCAGAGUGAACAUUAAACCUGAUCAACAUGUGUUCAGAGGAGAAACAGUCACUCUCAGAUGUGACAUAUAUGAUAAAGGAGUCACUAGCUGGAGAUACAGCUGGUAUAAAGAUAAUUCAAGAAGAGUUUUCAGUGAUGGACAGGAACACACAUUCAGUUCUGUUACUGAGUCUGACUCAGGUGAAUACUCCUGUGAAGGAUCAGAGAUCAGAGGAUCACGCCGGUCACACACGAGUGAUAAAGUUACUCUGAAAGUAUCAGAUCUUCCUAAACUGACUCUGACAGCUGAUCCUCAGAGUCCAGUGUUCACCGGAGACUCAGUUACUCUGAGAUGUGAGGGGAUUCAGUCACAGAAUGGAUGGGAGUUUCUCUGGAGAAAAGACUCAAACCCUGAAUCUACUGAAGAUCAAACUAAAACAAUCAAACCUGAGAAAGUCUCUGAUGGAGGAAAGUACAGCUGCAGAGCACGAAGAAGAGGAGGAAGAUAUUACACAGAUUACAGUAAACCUGUAACAGUAACAGUAUACGAAAGACCAAAACCCAGAGUGAACAUUAAACCUGAUCAACAUGUGUUCAGAGGAGAAACAGUCACUCUCAGAUGUGACAUAUAUGAUAAAGGAGUCACUAGCUGGAGAUACAGCUGGUAUAAAGAUAAUUCAAGAAGAGUUUUCAGUGAUGGACAGGAACACACAUUCAGUUCUGUUACUGAGUCUGACUCAGGUGAAUACUCCUGUGAAGGAUCAGAGAUCAGAGGAUCACGCCGGUCACACACGAGUGAUAAAGUUACUCUGAAAGUAUCAGAUCUUCCUAAACUGACUCUGACAGCUGAUCCUCAGAGUCCAGUGUUCACCGGAGACUCAGUUACUCUGAGAUGUGAGGGGAUUCAGUCACAGAAUGGAUGGGAGUUUCUCUGGAGAAAAGACUCAAACCCUGAAUCUACUGAAGAUCAAACUAAAACAAUCAAACCUGAGAAAGUCUCUGAUGGAGGAAAGUACAGCUGCAGAGCACGAAGAAGAGGAGGAAGAUAUUACACAGUUUACAGUAAACCUGUAACAGUAACAGUAUACGAAAGACCAAAACCCAGAGUGAACAUUAAACCUGAUCAACAUGUGUUCAGAGGAGAAACAGUCACUCUCAGAUGUGACAUAUAUGAUGAAGGAGUCACUAGCUGGAGAUACAGCUGGUAUAAAGAUAAUUCAAGAAGAGUUUUCAGUGAUGGACAGGAACACACAUUCAGUUCUGUUACUGAGUCUGUCUCAGGUGAAUACUCCUGUGAAGGAUCAGAGAUCAGAGGAUCACGCCGGUCACACACGAGUGAUAAAGUUACUCUGAAAGUAUCAGAUCCCAAAUCAGUUUUAAGUGUUUCUCCACAGAAGUGGUUGACUGAAGGAGAUCCAGUGACUCUGAUCUGUGAGGUUCACAACUUCUCUACAGGCUGGACGUUCAGCUGGUUCACUUUAACUCAAUCACCAGGUGGUUAUCAUCUGCUCUCAGACAGCAGCAGAGGAGCAGGAGGAAGAUACAGGAUCAGUUCUGCUGCUGUAGAUCACACAGGAGUUUAUGUGUGCAGAGCAGAGAGAGAGAAAUCAUCUUAUAAAACACAGUACAGCAACACUCAGCUGCUGUGGGUCACCGGUGUUUCUGCUCCAGUCUCUCUGAGGGUCAGUCCCAGCAGAACUCAACACUUCAGAUCUGACUCUCUCUCUCUGAGCUGUGAAGACCAGAGUAACUCUAAUGUAUGGAGAGUGAGAAGAUACACAGACCUCUGGGGGCUGAAGGAUUGUUCAUCAAUACCUCGAGGAUCACACACAGGAUCUACAUGUACAAUCAGUUACGUCUAUACAUCACUCACUGGAGUGUACUGGUGUGAGUCUGAAUCUGGAGAGAAACAUCAUCCUGUUAAUAUCACUGUACACUCUGAAGUGAUUCUGGAGAGUCCUGUUCAUCCUGUGACUGAAGGAGAUAGUCUGACUCUACACUGUUUAUAUCGAUACACUCCAUCAAACCUCAGAGCUGAUUUCUAUAAAGAUGGAUCACUCAUCCAGAAUCAAACUACAGAGAUGAUCAUCUCUCCUGUCUCAAAGUCACACGAGGGUUUCUACUCCUGCAAACACCCAGAGAGAGGAGAGUCACCCAAGAGCUGGAUCUCAGUCAGACGCUCAGUAUCUGAGGAUCUCAAACCCAUGAUAAUUGGAGUAACAGCAGGACUGACUGCAGUCUUCAUCGUUGUCUUCUUGGUUCUGCUCUGGUGCUACAGAAACAACAAAGGUGUUAAAUCUCCUUCUAAUGUGAAUCAAACAUCAGACCAGAACCAGAGUGACGCCGGAUACAAGACACUGCUGACUGGAACUGCUCAUGUGUAUGACUCUGUUGAUGUUCUUGUUAAUAAUGACCGUGUUAGUGCACCUGCUGAACUCACAUAUGCUGAGAUUGAACUGAAAUCUAAAACAAAGCAGAAGAAAAAGAAAGAAAAUAAAGGUGAACAAAAACUAUGCUCUUAUGAUCAUAACAGUAGCUAA
Messenger RNA from Puntigrus tetrazona (Sumatra barb), 2583 nucleotides. Its product is annotated as Fc receptor-like protein 5. Gene Ontology annotation, molecular function: transmembrane signaling receptor activity. Gene Ontology annotation, biological process: cell surface receptor signaling pathway. The record is from RefSeq and is a predicted model, not a curated record. The transcript is spliced from 14 exons. The coding region runs from base 1 to 2583 and encodes 860 amino acids. NCBI's taxonomy places the organism in Eukaryota, Metazoa, Chordata, Actinopteri, Cypriniformes, Cyprinidae.